AUGGAGGGAAUUGGGGCGCUGCCGCUGCUUCUGCUGCUCUCUGCACUACACUCUGUCACAGGGUUGGAGAGCAACAACUGCGAGUCGAACCCAGAGCUGCAAUGCAACUUCAUUUGCGACUGUUCAAACUGUACCGAUGAGCAAAUGUGUGGCUAUGAUGGACACACCUUUAUCUGCGACUUCGAGGACCUGGCGACCUGUGGCUGGAAGUCAUCGAACGCCUCCAUGUACAGGUGGGAGAGGCGCCAGCGGGGGCGCUCACUGCCAGACAGCGGGCCCUCGUCCGAUUUCACCACAGGCACCUCCACAGGAUGGUUCGUGGCCGUGACGUCUGUGGACUCGCAAACCUCCAGUAGGGCUCUGCUCGAGUCCCCCACCAUGAGGCAGUCGGCCCCCACCUGCCGCAUCCUGCUUCGAUAUUUCAUCUGGGAUGCUGGUUAUAAGGGGCUCGAUGACAUGGUGCUGUGGCUCUCGGUGGAGGAAGACGGGGGCCUGCCAGCUGUAGCGUGGCGCCCCGAGGGAGGCAGCGUGCGCGGUUGGAGGGAAGCCACCGUGUUCUUGGGCCGCGUCUCCGGGCCUUUCCGCCUCCAGCUGCACUCACAACGGAGCCAAGGCCUCCCAGGAGAUGUGGCCAUUGAUCAGCUGGAGUUCCUAGACUGCGCCCUGCCUGUGCCGGAGAACACCUGCGGGGAGGGUUCGUUGAAGUGUGGUCGCCAGGGGUGUGUGGAGGCGAGACAGAUCUGCGACGGCACCGAUGACUGCGGAGAUGGAACCGAUGAGGCUAAGUGUGAACAGUACUGGGCCUGUGACUUUGAGAACGACCUCUGUGGGUGGGACCUCCGAACGAUAUCGCAGCUCAAAUUUCAACGAUCCAGUCAGCAGAACAUCUCUGUUAGCGGCAAUCCUAUGGAUGGACCAGGCCGAGACCACACCGCAAACAAGGCAUCAGGUCACUUUCUGUAUCUCACCAAACCAUCCAACGGCGAGUUGAAGAAUGAUUGGUCAUCUUUUCAAAGCCCUGUCCUGGAACCAACCAACAGCACUCAUCCUUGUCGGAUGACAAUGUACACGCAUCAGUUUGGCCCCAGGUCGGGGGGCCUCUCCGUGCUGAUGGUGUAUGCUGGAGGCAUGCCUGCCGUAUGGGAACGCGGCGGCGAGCUUGGUGACCUGUGGGUGAAGGCAGAAGUGGAGUUUGUUGUGCACAGCACCUUUCAGAUCCUGUUCGUGGGAGCAAUCAGAGAUAGGGAAUUUGGUGGAAUUGCUAUUGAUGACAUCGUAAUGUCCCCAGGCUGCCGAAAAUCCAAUGAGUCCUCCCCAUCAGUUGAUUUCCCCAAUCCUCCCAAACACCCCUGUACAGAGAGCAGCAAGUUGUGUGAUUUCCAGGUUGAUUGUGACAGUGGUGAAGAUGAAAACCAAUGUGGCGACUUCUCCUUUCAGAAUGGAAACAAAGGCUGGACAGAUAGCAGCUUAGGGACACAGGGCUGGGCGCUGUACCGGCAAAAUGAUACCUCGAUAGAGUACCUGUAUGUGACAGAGGCUCCAGGGCAGCAGCUGACAGAGGCAAGGACAAGGUCACCUCUUCUGGGUCCAUCCGGUCCCGCUUGUACCCUGCGCUUCACCUACAGCCUGACUGGGAGCACCCCUGACAUCGGCGAGGUGUCUGUCAGCUUAAUUGACAAGGUGCUGCACACUCAGAGUCGACUGUGGGAGUUUACAGAAAAGACUGAGGGGACACCAAGCGAGUGGGUGAAAGAGGUUUACAUAGGUGCCCGGGACCAUCGCUUUCAGCUGGAAUUUGGAGGUUUCAUUCGACAGCUCUCCAGUGACUCUAAAAUAAGAGUGAAGAAUGUCCGCUAUUUGGGGUGUCACCCAAAGUAUAUUCCGGCCAUCAUUAGUGGCUUGUCUUGUAAUUUCGAAGACGGCCUUUGCGGUUGGUACCAGGACCAGGUGGACAAUUUUGACUGGCUCUAUCUCUUAGGAAUGGACCACACCAUUGGAACUGGAAAUUGCCUGACGGUAGACAUGUGGAUUCACUCUUUACGUGGGCUAUCUGGCCGUCUGCUCUCGCUCCCUCAGCUUCCAACAGCCAAGGAAUUCUGCAUGUCCUUCUAUUACAAGCUAUAUGGCCCACAAACAGGUGCCCUCAGCGUGAAAGUGCUCCACAGUGAUGGCUCCGAGAGCCUCCUCUGGACAGCCAGCGGUGCCCACAGUAACAACUGGCAUCGUGGCCUAUGCUCAGUCCCCCAGCAGCUCAUCAGCUUCCAGCUCAUAUUUGAGGCACUGCGCACUGGGUUCGAUGGGCGGGUGGCAAUUGAUGAUGUGAUGAUUCUAGACCACCCUUGCACCGCCCCAGACAUCUGCUCCUUUGAGGGCACACACUGUGGCUACACUUCCUCUGGUCCGGCCCGUUGGGUACAUCAGAACUCAGCCUAUGGUGGGGUGCAGCCUGGACCUCAAUUCGACCACACCUUGGAAACCAAUAAGGGCUACUACAUGAUCACAGACUCCGGUGUCCAUGUCCUUCCCUCGGGUCACAUGACAUCUCUGACAUCCUCCUUCCGAAACGCAGCCCCCUUCGGCGAAUGUGUUCAGUUUUGGUAUCACAUGAGAGGAGACAGCCCGGGCACUCUGAAUGUGUACAUGAAGCCCCGGCAGGGGGAGCGGGUACGGGUGUUUUCCCAGAGUCAAAGACAGGGAGGUGCCUGGCGUUAUGGCUACGGCACCAUCAACAGCACGGGAGACUGGCAGCUGGAGAUCGAGGUGGAGGGAGCAGGAGGGGAGGAGGCCCAUGUUGCUAUUGACGACAUCACGUUUACGCCACACAGUUGUCCCCGACAAGAUGCAGAGUGCAAUCUGGAGGAAGAUCUGUGUAGCUGGUUUAACACUCAGAACUCUUCUCUGGACCUCCUGGACUGGCAACUGAGCAGUGCCAUGGGGAACUCUUAUAUCGCUCCACCCUUCGACCACACACUGGGGACUAACAAAGGUCACUUCCUGUUCCUUCCCAGCAGCCUCCGCAACACAUCAGGGCAAAAUGCCUGGCUGCUUAGCCCUCCACUUCCCCCAACGAAGGGCACGUGUUUGCGCUUCUGGGUCUACAGGCCCACCUCUCACGACGCGAAGCUAAACGUGAUCAAGCUGUCUGAGGGUGAAAGCACCAACCUGCUGAGCCUGGGUGAGGUGAUCGGAGUCUGGAGGCGCUUUGACAUCAAUAUCACCUCCCAGAAUGAGUACCAGAUUGUGUUUGAGGGAAUAAAAGGGACUGAUGGCGUGGUUGCUCUGGAUGACAUCAAAUAUACCUUGGGCAUCAACUGUGUGGGCCAGAACAUGGACUCUCCAGAGGAAACACACCACCAUCCCAUCAACAUGGCAGGCAUUGCGGUGUCCAUCGUCGUGCUGAUUCUCCUGCUGGUGGUGCUGGUGGGCCUGCUGGUGUGGUUUCUGCGUAGAAUGGGCCAGCCGGAGUCGACACAACCAAGGGCACAGGAACAGCCGGACGGCUUCAGCAACGUAGCGUACGACACAGAGUAACGUGGCCCUGUAGACCACACAGAUGUAAAUAGGAGAAUGCGCCCCCUGUUGGUGACUUUGUACAUGUGAUGCUGACAUUACGGCAGAGCUGCGUUGUCACCGUUAUUCCUAAUUGUUAGACAAGACACACAAAUACACACUCAGACAACCGCACAGAGGCUAAGAAAGCUGCAGUCUCUUCCAGUGUGGCAUCCUUUCUUUUCCAAGUGAUGCUGUCAAACGCCAUACAAUGAGAGCCACUGUAUAAUACACACUGACACACACACACACAACAAACACAGAGCAAAUGUGUAAACACAACUUGGAACUGACAUCGUCUCUACAAACACGGGACGUCCUUCACUUGAUUAGACAAACAUGCUCACAGAGUGUCAGGUCAUGAGAUGGGUCUCUAUGGAGAAGAUGCUCCAUGGUGAUGUCAUCGCCUUUGAAGGACCAGCCUUUACUGGGGUUUUGGUAGAUGGACAAGCACUGGGUCCAGUAGAAGGUUCUGGGAUCUGUCUUUAUGCUGCUCAAGCCAGACAUGGAGCUGGUCUUUCUCAAAAAAACAGUGAGCUUAGCAUCCAUAGUGGAAGUCUUGGGUUUUGUAGCAAAUUCAUAUCCUUUGAUUAUAUAACAGCUUUAUUUAGCUGCCCUUCUAGACAUGGACACUUGCUGUUGCUCACCACAGUGGCCCGCAGUUUCACACUUAAAAUACCAGGCUGGUUGGGUAUUCCUGAUGAGGAUGUAUACCCUUCGUGAGGACUGUAAUCGCAGCCUCUCAUCUGCUUCCAAUAAUCGACAUCCGUGAUUUUUCUAUUGUCAUUCCGCAGUAUUAAUGACGUGUUAAAAACGUCCACAGGACUGCUGAAUGGCCCAGAGGUAAAUCUGAGUUCUUUUUUCCUAACACGUAAAAAAGCUGCUGUAGGAAAAUGUGCAAGUGGGUCUUGUUAGGUUCUUGGAAGUGGAAGCAAGAGGUUUGGUUUCAGAGAAAGUGCACUAGAGAAAGGGAUG
Messenger RNA from Scleropages formosus (Asian bonytongue), 4524 nucleotides. RefSeq names its product MAM domain containing 4 (gene mamdc4). Gene Ontology annotation, molecular function: protein binding. The transcript is spliced from 28 exons. The coding region runs from base 1 to 3531 and encodes 1176 amino acids. Gene Ontology annotation, cellular component: membrane. The record is from RefSeq and is a predicted model, not a curated record. NCBI's taxonomy places the organism in Eukaryota, Metazoa, Chordata, Actinopteri, Osteoglossiformes, Osteoglossidae.